AUGGAUUCGGACGACUCUAUCUUGCACUUCACCGGCAGUAGCGACCCUAUUGGCGGCUCUGACGACUUGUCCUCACAGUUGUUCUUUCAAAGUCACACUUCAUCAACGAGAUACUCCUCGCCUUAUCACUACCGCGAAGAAGACCUUCAAGAACCGGUGUUCCGUUCAGAACAUGUGCGGUAUCAGACACCUCCCCCUCAACGCUCCGGCUACAGCCAGAUCCCUCCCCGUCCACUUGGGGCUGCGCAACAGCUCUCUCAUUUGCAACACCGCUAUCAGGUGCUGCGAAAGCAAUUCGACAUCCUUCAGGCGGAGCAUCAGCGAAUGGAAGUCGAGUUGGAUACCACCAAGACAAACUACACGGGUCUGCUAGACGCGCUUCGGGCGGGCGGCGUGGUCACGGCCGGGGGUGGCGCUGGGUCACGGCCAGUUACUCGGCCUCCACUCAAGGACAGCGACUUUCCUGAAGUCACGACAUGGUACCCCCACCAGUGGCACAAGAUCCGCAAGACUCUCUCCACCGUCACGGACCCCCUUGCCGACCUUGCUGUCGACGCCACCAGCCCGAGUCAAGGUGACUCCGUCAAGUCAAAACGAGGCGGUGCACGCGCUGCGAAGGGAAUCAACGUCACAAUGAGGUUCGUGCAAGAUAGUGACGGCGAGGUUGUCGAUGGGUAUCGGGCAAAGGCCAUGCGCAACCGCGCUCGUGCAAUCUGGUCGCGCUUUCGCGAAGGCGGUCGCACUAUGCCUGCCACAUGGGGUGGAGCCCGUGCCACUGUCAGGACCGACUACGCCAAUGAGAUGGAAGAGGCGUUCCCGGAGCUCCGAUACGGGGCUGACCAGUGGAAAGCACACGCAAUCGCGACUCUCACAUAUCCCAACUGGCACAAGCGCGGCGAUGUCGAUUCAGAUGACGAAGAUUCCGACGAUGAGCAAGAGACGACCGCCUCGCGCAAACGACGUGCCCCUCAGCCGAAGCCCGCACGUCCCUCCAAGAUUAGUCGCAAGAAGCCGUCGACUCCCCCAUCCGGAACAGAUGCGCAGACCAUAGAUCUUACUCGGACGCCUGCCCCGGCUCCCAGAUCUCCCCUCAUCAUUGAGAGUGCACUUGGAGCCAAUCUAUUUGAACGCUGUAUACGUAUGAGCACACCACCGUCGCCUAAUGUACCAGCCUCCACGUCCAUCCCUGAUGCCCUCUUCGGUGGCUCGUCCAGCAUGCCAGGCGUCGCGGGGGCUGCUUCUGGACUGCACGGAUCGUCUUCAUAUACGCCACCUACUGACCCAUCAGCCAUGCAAGCACCUUCCACGGCCGAGCCUGACACGUCCGAACCGGCAUCCGUGCGCAGGCAACACCCCCACCAACCUCGGUGCCCAGCGUUGGCACCGCGCUCCCAGUUGGCGCACCCGAAAUGGAUCGAGUCUCCCCGCUUCCAUGUCAUCGGUCUCACGGCCCGCCGCACCCUCAGAUUCGUCCCCGAGCUCCCUCUCCGCCUUGCGUUCUGUGAACUGCGCAACCCCGAGUGGGGCUGUUCCAGUAUCCGACUCACUAGUAUCACCCCGUCGAUGUCUGUGCUCUCAGCUGAAGGACACCAGUCCAUCACAGAGUCGGCUAGCAACGAGCCCCCUACGUCGCCGCCAUCGCUCUUGGGUUCCAUGCCUCCGCUUUUCAACUUUGCGGCGUCCGCACCCAUCGCUCCACAGGGUGGCGCAUCGGGGCACCUCCCUCCUACGUUUGGCACGUUGCACCCCUCACUACAGUCCCUUUCCACGGCGGCGCAAAUCGCAAUUCUACUCACGCUUUCAUGGCAAUGCCAAAACUGUCACUCGAAGGAUGGUUCUCAGCCACUUGACAGCUCGGUGACGACUUCGAAGGCUAUAACCUCACCGGCCUCUGGGGCCGUCAUUUCGAAGAAGAAAGUGAAGAUGUCCGCCCCUCUCGUCAUUGAUGACCAUCUCGUCACUGCCCGGUGUAACACCAAAGUUGACAUCCUCUUGCACAGCGCCCUUUGCGCGAGGGAGUGGUUGUCGAAGAAUCCUGGCGGGUCGAAGGAGGCUUUUGAUAGCCAUUGGAAGUCUGUGAAGGCGUCCAACGAAAUCAAGAGAUACAAUGCCGACGUCAAGGAGUUGAAGAAGAAACAGGCGUCAAAGUAG
Molecule: messenger RNA, 2151 nt
Organism: Epithele typhae
Lineage: Eukaryota; Fungi; Basidiomycota; Agaricomycetes; Polyporales; Epitheliaceae
Exons: 9
Coding region: 1-2151 (716 amino acids)
Source: RefSeq, a predicted model, not a curated record